Molecule: messenger RNA, 2433 nt
Organism: Penicillium odoratum
Lineage: Eukaryota; Fungi; Ascomycota; Eurotiomycetes; Eurotiales; Aspergillaceae
Product: FAD-dependent oxidoreductase
Exons: 5
Coding region: 1-2433 (810 amino acids)
Molecular function (GO): FAD binding
Source: RefSeq, a predicted model, not a curated record
AUGGAGAAGGAAAAGAAGUUUCGCGUGAUUAUCGUCGGUGGGUCAGUUGCGGGUCUGACUCUCGCCCACUGCCUGGAGAGAAGCAACAUCGACUAUGUUGUCUUGGAAUCGCAUCAUGAUAUUGCACCUGAAGUAGGUGCUUCAAUUGGAAUUCUUCCAAAUGGUGCCCGCACCUUAGACCAGCUGGAUUUGUUCGACGAUAUCCUGGAUAUAAUCGAGCCUGUAGAGAGGGCCAUAACUUGGACGGAAACUGGGAAAAUUAUCACGGACACUGACGUCCCUCUUUUGAUGCGUGAGAGGCAUGGUUACCCUUUAUCAUUUUUCGAUCGGCGAACCCUGUUGGAGAUUCUAUAUGACAGAUUGGGAGAGAGUCAACAUCGAAUUCAUACCAACAAAAAGGUUGUCAAGGUGGACCACUUUCCAACAAAGGUCUUGAUCCACUGUGAUGACCAGUCGGUGGUUGAGGGUGAUAUCGUCGUUGGAGCUGAUGGUGUGAGAAGUACUGUGAGACAGCAGAUGUGGGACCACAUGGAGUCCAUUGGACUGGAAACGGAGGUGAAGAAGGAGAAAUCCCUCAUGACAUCCGAGUAUUCGUGCAUAUUUGGAAUUUCGACCGCAACUCCAGGUUUGGAAACUGGAGUAAUGCACCGGACAUAUGGAAAGGACUACUCGUCACUGACCAUUAUCGGCAAAAACGGUCGUGUUUUUUGGUUCCUGUUUACCAAACUUGACAGAGUCUACUCUAGCACCGAAAUACCUCGAUUCAGUAAAGAGGACAUGGAGAAGCAGCUCACUCAAUACUCUGACAAGCCAAUCAGUGAUACAGUUCCUUUCUCCGCAGUUCAUAAAAACGUGGUGACCAAGAGCUUCUUAGCUCUGGAAGAAGCCUGCUACACGCAAUGGUGCAUGAAUCGAUUUGUUUGCAUUGGAGACUCUGCUCACAAGAUGACUCCUAACUCGGGCCAGGGUGGCAACUGCGCAGUGGAAAGCGCUGCAUCACUAACAAACUAUCUAGCUAAGUUGACCGAGAACUCCAACGGAAAAGUUCCCCUUGAAGAAAUCAGAAGCAGUCUGAAGGCAUGGCAAACAGCACGACAACCGAGAGCGAGAGAAAUUAGUGCCAAGGCAAAUGAUCUAACCCGACUGGAAGCCUGCGCAACACCAAAGAACCGACUGAUUGGAUUGUAUCUACUGCCUUACCUGAACGACUAUAUCAUAAACCGCCAAUCUGCAUCACUCGGCGGAGCAGAAAAGCUCGAUUCUAUCUCACUACCCCCAAGAGCACUCAACUGCACGAUGCCACUUCAUCUUAGCCCAUGGAAGUCGGACAAACCCCCAGUUUGGAAACGAUUACUGUGGACUUCUCCCCUGGCUGGAUGCUAUGCAGCCGCAAAUACCACCAUGGGAGCUGUGGCCGAAGGAAUGAGACCACAUCUGAUCUCAUGUCUUCGCCAGGGUUCCUGGACGUCUAGCAAUGGAGAGACUCUUAGUCUAGCCAGGUCGUUGUACAGCAUUCCUUUCUUGGACAGAGCAUUAUCGCCCAUGGUCACUUGCUUCCUGCCCUCUAUCAGUGGGUCUGAUGCAGUCUCUUACUCCCAAAUGUUCUCUUUUAUGGCUGAUCUUGGUCCGGUCUACGCAAUUUGGCUGCUUGAGAGCUAUCGUCAAGGAAAAUCCAGAUUCGAAGUUAUUCUGCCCGUGGUAGCAGGAGUUGCUUUCCAGUUGAAAGGAAUCGGAAAGAUUGCUCCUCUAUAUCUCGCAUUCGAAUACAUCCGAGCCCCUCUAUCUUUGAAAGGAGAUAAUUCAAACAUCAAAAUACAUGCCUUGAAAUCACUUUUACCCGCUAUGCUGGCUGGCUACUACAUCCCAACAUUCGCCAAUUUCUUUGCUUCGACUGUUGAAUCUCGUCGCUCCUUCAACGCCAUCUGGCAAUUAUUCCCGGUGGUCGUUCCCCUGCUUCAAAUCCCAUUCCGCCUUUUGACGAAGGCUGCAUCCAAGUGUGAAGCAAAAAAAAAGACUGCGUGUCGGAAAACGAAUAUGCUCUGGGUCCGUUGCACGUAUGGUUCUUUGGCUGCGAUCUCGGGCUUGUCGUUCAUUUAUGCGCGGUGGGCUGCUCCUCCAGGUACUUCCUUCGCCAGUAUCUUUUUACCCGGUCUGUUUGACUACACUCGACCUGUUUCCACUUUUGCUGAAGGCAUUGCUCGGUUCCUACAGUAUGAUGAGAUCUUGUCUAUGGGUGCUGGCUUUGUCUGGAUGGGGCUUAGAUUCCGGGAGCUACAAAAAUCUGAAGCACCUGUUUCGUGGUGGAAAUCAGUGGGUGCUUUAGUAGGAACUACUAUCACUCUUGGUCCUGGUGCGGCAUUGGCACUGGGUUGGGGAUGGAGAGAGGAGGUCUUGGCCAAAAUCUCGGCCGCUGAGGAUGAAAACUCAAUGUAA